Messenger RNA from Guillardia theta CCMP2712, 1638 nucleotides. RefSeq lists its product as hypothetical. The record is from RefSeq and is a predicted model, not a curated record. The transcript is spliced from 9 exons. Lineage: Eukaryota; Cryptophyceae; Pyrenomonadales; Geminigeraceae. Bases 1 to 1638 code for a protein of 545 amino acids.
AUGUUCUCCCUCGGGCAAGGCGCUCCCUUCCAGUUGAGCGCUGGGUCUGUUAAAGGAAGUGCGGAUCCCGAUGCUCGAGGGUACGGAUGCCUGGAGGAAGCGAGCGUCAAGGGACUGCAGAGCAACUUCACUGGCCUCAGGAAGAUUGAGCCAGGAGCGCCGCCCAAGGACUGCAUCAAAUGGAUGACGGAGUUGGAGAUGGGAGAGAAAGGGCUGUGGAAGGUCUCGGAGGCAUGCAGGGCAGCGAAGCUGCUGAACUCAGAGACUCUGAAGACAGAGAAGGACAACCAGGCGCGGAUGGCGGAGCUUCGCAACAAAGUCCAGACAUGUCAAGGAAGGAUGAAGCAGCUGGAGGCAAGGCUGGAGCAGAUUGAGCAUCGCGAGAAAGCGAUCGAAGAGGCGAGCGACAAGGCCGUUCGCAUCUGCGAUGCCCUUGCAGCGGUGGAGAUCGGCAAAGGGAGGGACGGCCUGUCAUUGAGGGAGCGAGCUUCGAACGCUCGCCUGCAAUCUCUCAAGAAGAUCUCCAAGGCUGCCAAGGAGUAUUUUGAGGGGCACGUUCACCAUUGGAUUCAUGAGAAUCGGAUUCCUCUGGAGAUACACGAAGAACAAUAUGAGCACGUCUUGAGCACUGUACGGUUUGUUACCGGCCAUAUCGCAAAGGAUGAGCCGCUGUUUCUUAACCACCAGGAGCGCAUGCGUGACUCUACGAUCGUCUUCCACAGCGUUCCCAAAGAACUCUCGGGGCUGCUUUACAUCCUCAAGCCCUAUGAGGGCCCACAUGCUUUCUGUCAGUCUUCCCUGCACCUCGGGGCUCCUGCCUAUUUGUAUAUCUUGAUAGAGUCUUGCCCAGUGGCGCCACAGUGGCUGUCUCAAGGAUUCCGCAAGCUGGACGGGAUGCUACUUGAGGGUCUCAACGCCAAGACCUCCUCUGUCAUCUCCUUCCAGAUCUAUAAGAGCAACUCGCCCAUGUCAGGUCAAAUCUUGCUCGGCGAGAACUCGUAUGGCAAGUCGACGACAACCGAGAGGUUCAUAGUUGCGCUUUCCUUUCCUCUUGCUGGGGUUGGUCAACCAAGCGCGCCUCAACACACCGACUACAACCAGGAGAAAGCAGCAGCUGCCGCCAAACCUGUUGAAAGCUUGCUGUCUUCUCAGUCCGAAGACUCGUCAGACAUGGCUGAGAACUGCCUCCCGAAGUCAGAUGCUGAGCUGAUGGUGGAGUCAUGGUACUCGUCGGAACUUGCCGAGAAGGAAUAUGGUCGUUUCCGUCAGAGGCACGACAUCGAGCUGAUUGAGAAAGCAAGCUCCAAUCUCUUCAGCCUGAGUCGCCCUUCGUAUCUGCGAAGAACAGGCCGGCACACAUCAGAAGACGACAGUUCAGGAGAGGACGAGAUGUUCAUGACUGGCGUAUACAUCCGAAGGUUCAUCGCAGCUGCAACAUUCAUCCAAAUCUACGAAGACCUCAACAGGGACGAGUGUUCAUUGGCGAAAGUCCCUGCCAUUUCUCUUGCGAACGAUUUGAAAGAGAUGACGGAAAACUUUCAGCAGAGAGCGGCAGACAUAGCAAAGGAGCAGGAAGUGACCUUGGACAAGAUCUUUGCAGAGUUUUGCCCUCAGUUUCUAUCAUCGAGGAAUGAGUGA